Acanthosepion pharaonis is the source of this 681-nucleotide messenger RNA. Lineage: Eukaryota; Metazoa; Mollusca; Cephalopoda; Sepiida; Sepiidae. The record is from the annotation of a GenBank genome assembly.
AUGACCGCCGGUCAUUUGAAUCCACUUCCUGCACUUGGACUUGGUUUUUCUUCCUACUUGGAACUUGCAGGUUCCGUUAACUUUCUAUUGUUUUUUUCUUUAGUAUAUUUUCUCCGCCCAAAAUUUCCUCUCUCUCUUUCUUUCUCUCACUCUUUCUGCUUCUUUGUUUCUCUCUCUCUCUCUCUCUCUCUCUCUAUCUUUCUUGCUCUCUUUCUUUCUUUAUAUCUCGAUUUCACCCUGGCUCUCGUUUUCUCUCUCUAUUUUUCUCUUUCUUUCUUUUCUCUCUUUCUCUUUCUUUAUCUCUCCCUAAAUCUUUCUUUAUUCCUUUCUUUUUUCUUUUUUUUUCUUUCUUUCUUUCUUUCUUUCUUUCUUUCUUUCUUUCUUUCUUUCUUUCUUUCUUUCUUUCUUACAGCACGUGUCUACAUACUCUUCUCUUUUUCAGUCUCUCCUUUCUUGUCUCUCCUUUCUCCCUCACCGCUAAAUCGUCUUUCUUUAUCACUGUUUGUAUAUCUUACGACUGACUCUAUUUUGAAUCCCUUCUUUGUCUUUUUUUCCAUUUCUUUCUCUGCGUCUCUUUUCCUCUUUGUCUGUGUGUGUCUGUCUUUCACUCUCUUUUUCUUUGCCCUCUUUAUCUGCAUGUCUCUAUCUUCCUCUCUCUUUUUUCUCUUCAUGAAUACCUGA